Molecule: messenger RNA, 2386 nt
Organism: Misgurnus anguillicaudatus (oriental weatherfish)
Lineage: Eukaryota; Metazoa; Chordata; Actinopteri; Cypriniformes; Cobitidae
Gene: emp1a
Product: epithelial membrane protein 1
Cellular component (GO): plasma membrane
Source: RefSeq, a predicted model, not a curated record
CCCUCACAACAGCGCGAAUAAGAGAAAAGAGACACGGUCCCUAAGUUGAGCGUGAAUAAUAAACUGCUAACGGGAAGGCGUCGCGUCUUUUAAGGUGGAACGAAUAGCGUCAAAAAGCUGCGAAUAGCCGGAUUCAGCCUCAUGAUCGCUUCAGUAGUUCGUCGUAGCCUUGCAGCAGCUGCUUUCUUAUCCUCUGAAUAUGCUGAAGGCUUUGGGAGGAAUCUGUUUGCUUCAUCUUACUACGAUUUUUUUCCUGUUUUGGGCAACCAUAGAUGAUGCAUGGUGGUUUACAGACACCCUUUACACAGAUCUAUGGGGUGGAUGGGAGAUGGAUAACAAUGACAAUGUCUGGGUGUACAAGGAUAUACCCACCUCCUACAGGAAAGACUAUUUAAAGGCAGUACAGGUGUUCGCAGUGCUGGCCUGCCUGUUUGCUGUGGUCUCACUGUGUGUGUUCAUCUUUCAACUCUUUACCCUGGGUAAAGGGAAGCGGUUCACCAUCUCUGGAGUUGUGCAACUCCUAUCCUGUUUCUGCAUAAUGGUGGCUCUGUCAGUCUACACCGAUCACUUUCACAGAGGUGAGAAGGACGGUUGGUACGGUUGGUCUUACAUCAUGGCCUGGUUUGGCUGGCUGCUGACCCUCUUCACUGGAAUUAUGUACAUUGUCCUGCGCAAAAGAGUGGAUUAAAUGUUGACCCUCGCUCUCAGUGCUAAUCCGCGGCUGUAGAUUAAGAAAUGUGUUGUCUUGAAUGUUACAGGCCUCUGGUAGAGUAGAAUAAAUUUGGACAACCAAUAACUGCAGGUCAUUUAAACCUUUGUCCAAAAGUUUCAUGUCUGCCAGACAUAAAAGGUUUACUCAACAUUUAAACACUGGCUAGAAAGGGAAAUGUAAUUAAAAUAAAUCUUUGCAUUUUUAUUUAUUUUAAUACAAAAGAUUGUUUUGAUUGGCUGUGUUUCCUUUCCCUAAUGCAUUGAGGGCAAUGAGAGGGUAUGAAUGCAAGUGAUAAAGUGUACAUAUCUAGAAGUUUAUGCAGGAAUGAAAUGUAAAAAAUGUAUCUAAACAUGUAUAAACAAGAGAAAGAUAAGUUGUACAUAUAAAGUACAUACAAAAGAGUAAACCUUUAAAGAGAAUGUUUCUGUAGAACAUCACUUGCACUUUAAAAUAGCCUACGCUUAACAAACAUACAUGUGUUUUGGUAUGACAUUAUACUAAAAUAAUUCUAGUCAGUGUUUUUUUUCAAGGGACACGAAUUGCACAGUAUAAUCUAUAGCUCCAGAUAGUCUAUGGUGCUGUUUAUUUUACAAAUACACGGUCAUGAAAAGUUUGUAAAUUGACUGCAAGCAUUCCACUACCAUAUUUACAGAACCAUUUGUGUGCAUUAAGGUGAAGACACUUGAAUAUCAGGAUACCUGUACUGUAAUAGCACCACAAACCCUGUUGCUAUGCUUAGCAUUAGAUUAGCAUGAAUAUAGUGAAUGAAUGUUCAUGAGGUCAUAUGAUCACCCAAAGCCCUUUGUGAGCACAUUAACACCUGGAAUUAAGAUGCGUUUUGGUUGAUAGGAUCACAAGUGGAUGAGAGAGCGACACACCUUAAAUUUUUAUCUGUCUCUUUUCCCCCCCACCUUUUGACUGCUUCUGUACCGAUUACUGUCCUGAGUCCUUAAAACACAAGCGGAAGAAUUUACGGGUUUAAGUUGACGCAAAAUAUUAUGUCAGAGUUGGUUGUGCUGUUAUUAAACACGCUGCACAACGUAUUGUACUGUGCAAUUUUAGAGCAACUGAUGUAAUGAAAAUGAAAUAAGCACUUUAGUUUUAUCAAUGAUAACCUAAAGAUGGCGCUGAACACUGUGGGUUUGCACUAGAAGUCAAUACUGAUGGAAAAACAUUGUGCUCGGACAUUACACAAAGUAAAAUCGAAUGCAUUUUCGACUACCUCUGAAUGUGGUCGAAAGUGGAUGAGCUCAAAACGUUUCACACCUGUAUUUAGUGUUGUACACUUGUGAUCCGAUUGACCCAUCGCAUCUUAAUACCAGGCGUAAACAGGGCUUGUGAGAUUCUGAUUUUAUGACACCGAAUGGUCUGAAAGAAUCUUGAAAGCCAUUUAUCUGUUUUUCAGUGUUUGUGUUUUCAUAUUUGAUAGGAGCAAACUAAUGAUUCGACAGAUGCUCCUAAUAAUAUGGAGGUUUGGUUUAUUUAGUUUCUGCUUAUUGUGUUUGGUUGACCAAACAUUCAGAAAUGCUUAAGAUCUGUAGAAAUCUUUCUAUUUUAAAACUGACAAGAAAUGAAAAGGAUCAGCUGUAUUUUUUCAGUGCAAUGCCAGUGUAUAAACCACGGAUGAUCUUAAUUUUAAUUAUAAUAACCGGACAAAUAAAUACCUGAUAAACA